UUUCGUGAUGUGACGUCGCGAAGGAAAUAUGGCGCUUUGGAGGGGAUGAGUUUCAUGAUAGUCAGGUUUGAUUUGAACAUGCUACUUGUUUGAAUAACGUCAAAAGCGGGCUUUAAGCAAAUAUGUUAAGCCGGAAGUGGUGGUCGCCCCUUUUGUCAGAAUGGACAACGGGACGGUGCUUUUCGUAGCCGUGUUUGUUGUCGUUAGCUAGCUAAUACUGUUACCAUUGACAUGCUAGCUGAAGCUAGCAGGCUAAUUGGACGGCUAAACAGACACUCCAACCGUCUAGCUUCUUGUUAGCUAAGCCAGGAGGAUGAAGACCCGUCCUGGAUGUGUUUUGUUGCUGGGCAAUGCCAUUUUUCUGUCGGCAUGCUGGCUGACUCAAGGGGCUCCUGUUCAGUUUCACCACAGAGCAGACAGAGGCUCAGGCGACCCAUUGUACGUGUCCCUCUACCUGUCUCUGACGGUGUCCCUGACAGCACUGGUGGUCCUGGUGGUACUGUUGGUAAACUGUGUGACCUGCUGCAAGGAGAGGGAGAUCAAUUUCAAGGAGUUCGAAGAUCACUUUGACGAUGAAAUUGACUUCACCCCGCCAGCGGAGGACACGCCGUCUAUGCAGUCCCCGGCUGAGGUGUACACCCUCGCCGUCUCCCCCGUGGCCUUGCCUGGACCCCCGCACCUCCAACCUAAUGCGCCCAUCACAGGGGGAUCCACAGGCUUCCAGGUAGCCCGCCAUAGUCUCAGUUACAUCCAAGAGAUUGGCAAUGGGUGGUUUGGCCAGGUGAUUCUGAGUGAAAUCUACACAGAUCCAGGUGGCACCAGAUUGGUAGUAAAGGAGCUAAAAGCUAAUGCAAAUUCCAAGGAGCAGAAUGACUUCCUGCAACAGGCAGAUCCUUAUAGAGUAUUGCAACACCCAAACAUCCUCCAGUGCCUUGGACAGUGUGUUGAAGCGAUUCCAUUUCUGCUUGUAUUUGAGUACUGUGAAAUGGGGGAUUUGCGAGGCUAUCUGUCUCAGCAGGACGGUACGUUUAGAAGUUCUGAGAUGCUCCAGCUGCAACGGAUGGCCUGCGAAAUCGCAGCUGGUCUGACUCAUCUUCACAAAUACAACUUCUUGCACAGUGAUUUAUCUCUGAGGAACUGCUACCUGACGGCCGACCUCACAGUCAAAGUGGGAGACUAUGGAAUCGGGCCUUAUGCAUAUAAAGAGGAUUACAUCAUCACAGAGGACGAUGUAUUCGCGCCCCUUCGCUGGUUGGCUCCUGAACUUGUGGGUGAGCGCCAUGGGGGUGUAGUCAUGAUGGAGCAUACGAAGGCCAGCAAUGUUUGGGCCUUGGGGGUCACUUUGUGGGAGCUUUUUGAGAAUACUGGUCAGCCAUAUCCACACCUGUCUGACCGGGAGGUUCUCAAUCAUGUGAUCAAGGAGCAGCAAGUCAAACUCUUCAAGCCACAGCUGGAGCUUCCUUAUUCAGACAGAUGGUAUGAGGUCCUGCAGUUCUGCUGGCUCUCUCCAGAUAAGCGGGCCACAGCAGAGGAAGUACACCGCUUACUCAUCUACCUGCGCAUGCAAGGCCAAAGGGACAUAGAAGAUGACUUUGAUCAACGCUGGGACGCUCUCAAGCCGAGUGUUUCCAUGCGACAGACCACGGUCAACCACUCCUCCUUCCCCAUCCUGGAGCAGUUUGGCGACGACGCCUUGCAGCAAGAUAUCGACGAGGUGCUAACUGUCACCGAGACUAGCAAAGGACUCAGUUUUGAGUACGUUUGGGAGGAGGCCAAACACGACCAUUAUGACAGCAGCCACUCUCAUUCAGGUGUGGACAUGACGGUCAACUACCACAGCAUGUUUUUUCCCGUUUCCACUGAAGACAUCCAGGCCCACUUCCCGGAUCCUGUGGCCAGAUCAGCAGCUGCAGGUAGUGGGAACACUCCUUCUGGGAUACCUGGGAUUGUACCAGUGUUUGAUGCCCAGAAGCCAUCUAAUGGCAACGCCUAUUACAUACAAUUAGAAGAACAAGCAGGAGAUAACACUCAAAACACAGACUUCACUUCAAGCCAACAAGACUUUGUUGUCCUUCAAGAUGUUCGUCUGGAUGAAUCUAGCACCGAGGCGGACUUUUUUCACCACAGUAUCGACUCUAAGGAUUCCUAUUUGCCAGACAGUCACAUCUGGUCCUCUCUUGAAAAUGACAGUCCAUACCACACCAAUAUUUUCACUGAGGGCGAGUCCAAGCAGGAGGACUCUCUUUCUUGGAGACAGGACUUUGUGGAUCUUCCAGAGUGCAAUGGCAACCCUUUCUGUAGUAGUGCUCCUCUGGAAGUACAGCAUGUAAAUGCACAGGAUUUUUUAGAAAGUUGUUCAGAAGCCACUUACCGGACUCUGGAGGAGGACUCAGUGGAGAGUGAAUGCACUGAUGGGAAGAGGCUUCUGAGCACUGAAAAACUGGCAGAGAAUUUUAUGUUUCUUAAAGAGCAUAAUCUGAUGAAAGAAGGUACAAGGUUUCCAAAUUUUUUAUCACCUGGUGUAAUCCACGAACCGGAGGACGCCUUCAAAAUGGACUCUUGGGACAACCCUGACACUUAUGGCAGCUUAAACACAGUAGAUACCAACUUAAAACCUGCAUGGAGUAGCACAUCCCCAAGAAAAGGAUUUUUAGACUCAUCAAGUACCAACUUUGGGGCACACAAUCCUUUUCGGGUAGAAAAGGAAACACUGGUGCCUUCUAUUACUAUUAUAUCAGAAGAUGACACAAGCAACCAGCUGCCAGCUAGUAACAGAUCUUCCACAGAGGACCUCGCUCUGCUCCAACCCUCAGACAGAGACAUGGGCUCUGAUUUGGAUUUGGAUGUGGAUUCUACCUCAGAGAGGUUUGAUCUUCUUGUUAGUCAGCCUGAUGAUCACAUUCCCAUGUUCUCUGAAAGUGCCACUCCAGACCUUUUGUGCACAGAUGCCAAACUUUCCAGCCUUGAUCGUGACUUUGCAACCUCAAACAGCAGCGCUCAACAACUCAUACCUGAGAAGUCGCUUGUCCAAGCAUCUGUUUCAGACAGCGGGCAUGUUGACGAGCUAACGAGCAAUGAUCUGUUGAGUGAACUCAUUGAGGAUGCCGACAUGGAAAUGGAAGCAACACUGUCUGACCACGAAGAAUCCUUAACGGACGCUCAUGGACAACCGUCUCUGUUAGUCUCUGGACCGUCUUUGGACCAGAUUAGCCAAGACAGCUUACUAGAGGACAGCAUGUCCACCACUCUGCCAACUGUGGACCACUCAGCUGAGACACCAGACUCUUUAGACUCCCUCGACAUUCACAGGCUCGGAGAUCAGCACAAACUCCAACCUCCGUAUAAAAUAUCUGACAGUGGCUAUGAGACGGAGAACCUGGAGUCUCCUGAGUGGAACUCUCAGCCGAAUGAGGAUAAAAACCUGUCCCCUGUAAAAGAUGUCCCAAGUGUAGUCCGGAAGGAAAAAGAAACCGAAGAGCCUACUGCUGUGACAAAUCUGGUUCCGCCAGAGAUAGUCAUCUCCGAAGCCGAGGGCACUCUUGAGUCUCCCAGUGAGGAUCUCAACGAUGUUGUUCUUGCUGAUGAACCGCUCAUGAGCACAAACUACAGAGACUCUGCCUACUUCUCGGACAACGAAUCAGAGCCGGAGAAGAAAUGUGAGGAAACGAAAGUAGAAGAUUUAGCUGAAGUCACAUCGCUGAGGAACUCCACCAAUGAUGUCGGUGCUGCUGCUCCUGGUCCUCAACAGGGAAGACCGGCAGAGACCAGUUUGGAUUCUCUACUACCACUGCAAGAAUUUUCUGCUACUCCUCAGGGUAAUGUCAGAGAAGAUCCAACUCCAGAGGGACAUUCAAAUAUCAAACGAUCCCUCAGCUGGCCCAGUCCCAGUGGAGAUAAACCAGACUCUUUUCGUGAUCCAGACCAUACCAUACCCUCCAGACCACUCCCAUCUACUGAGGGUGGCAUUCAUGCCAAGCUAACCAGGACCUAUGCCGGCGAGGGCCACAAAAUAAAGGAGCCUGAUGUGGAAGGUCGUUACUUGGGCAGGCGGGACGGCUUGGGUCCGGACGGCCUUGAGGAUGGAGCAGAUGCGGAUGAGGAGAACGAAAACAGCGACGACUCUGACGAAGACGUCCACGCCUACCAGCUGCACAGCUCCAGCUCGGACAGCGAGGAUGAUGGCGUGCACACAGUACCGCUCAUUAUCUCAGAUGAUAGCGAUUCAAAGAACCUGAGGAGCUUGUUGAAACCAUCUACCCUCAACAUCGAGGCUUCAUCCCCAAUGUCUAAUGCCGAUGCCACCAGAAGAGCUGUGUCCUUCUUCGAUGACGUCACCGUCUACCUGUUUGACCAGGAGACCCCCACCAAGGAACUGGGUGACCACUCAUCAAGUUCUAACAACCACACACCAGAGUUCAGCAGACCCGUGCCAAGUUCUAGCUACCUGAACCGCUUUACUAACUCUGAAAGCUCCACAGAUGAAGAAGGUGGUGGCUUUGAGUGGGACGAUGACUUCCCCUCCGCGCCCGCCUUCCCCUCCAAGACGCACAAAGACAUCCCAUCCAAGAGCAUCUCUACUCCACCCCUCAUGGCAGCGUCCAGCUGGAGCGGCUCGUCCAACUACUCUCGCUUUUCCAUCUCGCCGGCCAGCAUCGCAAGCUUCUCCCUGACGCACCUCACCGACUCGGACAUGGAGCAAGGAGGAAGCAGUGAAGAUGGAGAAAAGGACUAAGUGGCAGGACAAAACGGUCAUGACACUCUCCAACUUCAACACUUGCACUUUGGGGAUUAGAGCCAGAUGGGAAAAGGACAAAAGACAUGUCGUCCCCAGGCGGGCGGCCUAUUCCUGAGCCUCGUCACCACCUCCUCUCUCUACGUGUGUGCAAUUCCACAACGCAGGCCUCGCAUUGAAAUGUUGGGCUCUAAGACCUCAUCAAGCGCAUUCCUACUGGCUGCUUUGUUCCUCUACUUCACUGUCACCAAAAAAAAAACAACAAAAAAAAGACAAAACAAGGAUUAUUUUUGGAAAAGUACACUACAAAUAGGAAUAAGCUCUUUGAAUUGAAAAUGGAAGCAUUUGUCAUUGGUUCGUCUGUGAUUUUUAUUUUAUUUUUUUUUUUUUACAGUUGCCUUUUUUUUUGUGUUAGUCAUUUUCAAUAAUCCUAACUGGUUGAUGGUUGUGUUGAUUUCUCUCCUCAUUGGAGAAGAACUCGUUUGUGUAGCAUCUUCCAACAAGAGGGCUGACGACUUGCCAACAAUGACUGAAUGGCUGGGUUCUCGCCGUUGCAGGGGUCUCACCCCCCCCCACAGUAUGUUGCAAAUGAUAGCAUACAUGACAUACUCGAUAUGUACUUUCAUGGUUUGCUUUGAGACGUCUCAAUAAGGACAGUGGACAACUUUAAAGGACAAAAUACUUUUGUAGUUCUUCCUUUGUCGAGCUGAUGUGGGGGGGGGGAGAGAAAAAAAAACAGGUGAAAGUAUCCCUUUUUAAUGUCACGUCACCGCCAAACCUGACUUUUAUUUUUGAAACGUCCAAAUGACGUGUUUGUAUAAAAAUGAAAAACGUGCAAUGAAUUUGUAUUCAUGUACAAAUUGAUAGGAUGACCGAGUGAGCAGCUGCUCACUAAACGUGCAUACAGCAGCUGGCAACACAUCAUUUACUCACCCAAACUAGAAAAGAAACACUGCGCCAUUAAUCAUUUUGACAUGAACAGAAAGCUUCUUUUUAGCCUUCAUUUGUUUUCAUUUGAUUUGGCGUUGUCGCUGCUUUGCUUUUCUGCUUGUUUUUAUGACAUUUUUGAUUCCCCAUUACAAUAUUUUAAAUUUUGCUUUAAAUUUAAUUGAAGUUUAUUUGUUUUUUUGACUUUUUGUUUUUUUUUCUUUUAUUUUGAAUGAAGUAUAUUUCUUUUGUUUUGUUUUAUGUUUAGUUAUUCGAUUUUAAUUGAAUUAGUUUAAUAUUUCUUCAGUGACAUUUGUAAUUUAAUGGAAUUUUCGAUACCCAAAGAACCUCAGAGGGGAUUUGUACCACUUCUACCCACUCAGUUCAUUUAGAAGGCUGUCAAUCAUCUCAGUGAGUGUGUGUGUGUGUGUGUGUGUGCGCCUGUCCAAUCUAAUGAUGCAGUAAAAACUGGGUAAUACGGUUCUAACUGUACUCUCACGACUUGAUCUUGUUCAAGAUUUUGACCUAUCAAGACGACGACGGUGUCCUCAUAGUUGAAAAGAUUAUUUAAGAACUUCUCCUGGACUACACAUUUGCUUAGUCUUGCACAUUUGACAAAUGUAACUUAAAAGUAUACUGAUGUGUGUAAAUAUUUUCUUUGUUUUUCUGUAAAUGGAGGCUAUGACCCGAGUCUGAGUAGGUAGGGACUUUCAAUUUUUUUUUUCUGUGAGUGCAAGCCGAGACGAUCACGGGAACAUAUCAUCUAGUGGCAAUUAAAAAAACAAAUCAUGGAUUAACGCUGUCCCUGUCGAUUUGGGGUGGGAAAGUGGUGAUAUUUUUACUUGUUUCACAUGAAUCAUGCAUUAGUGUCAUUGAAUGAAAUGUUUAAUUACACUGUUUAAUAUGAAAAUAAAUGCAAAUGAAUUUGCCCUUUAAUAAGAA
Molecule: messenger RNA, 6601 nt
Organism: Dunckerocampus dactyliophorus (ringed pipefish)
Lineage: Eukaryota; Metazoa; Chordata; Actinopteri; Syngnathiformes; Syngnathidae
Gene: lmtk2
Product: lemur tyrosine kinase 2
Exons: 15
Coding region: 314-4732 (1472 amino acids)
Biological process (GO): protein phosphorylation
Molecular function (GO): protein kinase activity; ATP binding
Source: RefSeq, a predicted model, not a curated record